CCACGAGAUACACAACUGUAUAUGCAAUGUAGAAUGAUUUUCUUCCGAAAAUGCAUUUAACGAAUAUUUAUGACGUUCGGUGUUUAUCGAAUCGACCGAGAAACGUGUGAGGAACCGCGGAACGAUCUCUCGAUGGUCCCAGAAGUCGCGCGAAGGACUUUGCUCUCUACUUGGGUGUACAUAAUCGCGCCCGGGUAUAUUUGCCGUUGUUACAUUUAUAGAUCAAGGAUAAGAAAUCGAGAGCUAUCGCGCGAUCCGUCGUCGUGUCGCGCAUGGAUGCGCGAUGCGGAGAAACACGAGAUCGUGCUAUCGCGUUUACAAAAGCGCUCCGGCGCAAAGGUCGCCGAUUGCUCAUCAUCGCAUGUGAGAAGAAUAGAACUACUUAUGCGCUGUAUUGAAAUUCAUAAAACUUUGUACAAAGUAUCCUUAGAAAAGCAUAUCACGAAUGCGUAAUCAGAGCACAAUACGAAGCCUCAAUAUUGAUCAAGAUUUUUCUAUUCAGUUCUAUAUAAAUAUUUCAUGUAUUUUGGCUCCAUUUAAAAAUAUGUAUUUAAAAUAUGUGGAUUAAUGUGAAUAAGUGUGCGAAGAUAAAAGGUAGAAAUCAUAUAGGCAACGCGCGUAACAAUUAAAGCUCUGAAAAUAUCGAAAAUCGAAAAACAUCUGCAAUCACGUCGAAAUGUCACUCCGCAGUGUUUGCGCGCGAGUUGCACGGCGACGACGCCAUAAAUUCGAUCUAAAACGCGCGCGUUGGAACGCGCAGGACGACGCAACGCCAGAUUACGUCUGUCCCCGCCGUCAGCACUUGCUUACGUAACGAGCGCGCUCAUCCGUCGUGUGCGCCGCGUUGCAACGCUCAUCGCGGUUCCGAGGGACUUGGAAGGCGAAGGGUCCCGGAAGCAUCCGCCCGAUCGGUCGGCCCGAACUUUCCGCGGGGAACGAAACAAAACGAUGGCGCCCGAACGAGGCGCCCGCGAUGCAUUCGGUUCGUUCCACCACUGCUGAACAGAGGACGUGAGUGGAAGUGCGACGGACAGAGAAAUUGCGCGCAAGAGGGAAAGAGCGAGAAGUGAAAGACAGAGUUGAGUAGCAAUAGGUCUCGCGCAGGCUAGACGGAGACACGGGGAGCCUAGAGAGGUGUACGCGAGGGCACACCAAGUCGCGGAGUAUCAACCAGCUGGUUGGCAAGGGAGCCGCGAGCAGUCGCCAGUGAGACGCGGCACCCCGCGAGCGCGUGUGUCACUUGUUCGCUCGCUCGCUUGCUCGCUCGUCCGCCCGCUCGUUCGUUCGUUCGUUCGACCGUCCGUCCGUACGUGCGCGCGUACGUCCGUGGCGCGGGUUUCCUCUACGUGUCCCCCUCUCAUCAUCGUCAAGCAGCAAUCUCCGUUGUCGCAGCCGCGCGUCCGCACGUCCGUUCGUUCGUCCGAGAGCGGUACAUUCGGUGUCUAUCUGUUCGCGCCUGGCACCUCAUUCUCGAACACGACACUUGCCCCCGCGACAAGCAUCGUCUGCUGCCUCCUCCACUACGUCUCUCAUCAACCUUUCGUUCAUCUCGUUCGCGCGCGCUUGUUCGCUCCGUUUUACUCUUUCUCUCUCUGCCUUCCUGGCCUUCCCCUUCUCCAACCAGGAGGAGAGUGUGGUGUCGCGUAACGUGUGUACAUCUCUCCCGCGUCUGUGUGUGUGUGUGCUGUCUGUUCUCUGUGGCUGUGUGUGUACGUACGCGCAACGAGCGAAACCAAGAUGGCCGCCGACUCAGGAAUGGAGACGUGUCCCUCCCCGGAGAUUGCGGACUCCAGAAAGCGGCCGCUCGACUGCGAUGCGGAAAACGGCGCGACCAAGAGAUCACACUACGGAUCAGGAGGAGAUGGAACCUAUCACCUCAAAGUAUUGGUCCCCGGCGUUGCGGCCGGGGCUAUUAUUGGAAAAGGUGGAGACACAAUUGCUCAACUUCAAAAGGAUACAGGGGCAAGGGUGAAGAUGUCUAAAUCACAUGACUUUUAUCCGGGGACGACCGAGAGAGUAUGCCUGAUUACAGGCACUAUAGAUGCUAUAAUGGAAGUUAUGGAAUUUAUCAUGGAUAAAAUACGCGAGAAACCUGAUCUUACCGCGAAAACUACAGUUGACUUCGACUCUGGUAAAGCUACUGCCGACAGAGACAAGCAGGUGAAACUUUUAGUGCCUAAUAGCACUGCGGGGAUGAUAAUAGGAAAGGCGGGGAACUACAUUAAGCAAAUUAAAGAAGAAUCCGGCUCGUACGUCCAAAUUAGUCAGAAAGCUAAAGAUCUGUCCCUUCAAGAGCGAUGUAUAACGGUGAUCGGUGAGAAAGAAAAUAACACAAGGGCGUUGCACAUGAUCUUAGCCAAAGUGGUAGAUGAUCCACAAAGUGGAACCUGCCUUAAUGUCAGUUAUGCGGAUGUAAGUGGUCCCGUUGCCAACUACAAUCCUACAGGCAGCCCAUACGCCCAAGCGCCCACAACUACUCCAACGUACACGUCUACAGCUGGUCUAAAUACAGUGAGCCUCUUGAACGGCGCUGGUUUAAGUCUUAACUUGAAUCUGGGCGCGGCCAUUACAGCAGGCACGGCGCCGGUGACGACGCAAUUGUUAGAACACAUAAAGCUGAAUCUACGUACGACAGGUUUCUCCGAGCCCGCCGCUACGGAGAUACUCGCCGCGAUUGCGACUCUCGCCAAGUACAACAUUCUCGGGAUGGGCAUCGGGAUGCCGUCGAGUAUGAGCUACCUGGGCAAUCCGAUGGACAGUACGACGACCGCGAAUGGCUCGAACAACAACGGCGGUGUGUUCGGACCGAUCGGGACCGUGCCUACGCUCGGAUCGACCUCGCCGACACCGCGCAACACCCUCGAUCGGUACGAGCCGUUCGAUCCGUUUCGACAGAACAACACCGCCGCCAGUGCGAUACACCUGAACAACAAUUCGUUCGGCCUGGGCACUAACCAGUUAUCACUUGUAAAGUAAAGCUUGUGCAACGGCAUGCAAAAAGUUCAGCCAGGGCAAGGAGAGAUCGAGGCGAGGAAAAAAGGGAGCUUCGUCAGCGCACACUAAAGUAUCGGUUAAGCAUUGUUAGCGGCAGUGUUUCGCGCGCGAUGAUGCCCUUAUUGUUUUUAUCACGAUGACGACACAAGAGAUCAGGACGAAGCCGAUUCCCUUCCUAACUAAAUGCGUAAACGUAUGGAAGACGAAUCUCCUUGCAAUAUUCCGGUAAGAAGAAUCAAACAGAACAUAAGAAAACGAAAGUUUACAUAUAGAAGCCAUAAGCGUGAUCAGCCAGUCUAACAUAAGUAUUCUCCUUAGUGUACGUUGGUUUCAAAGUAAACCUGUUACAUUUUAAUAACCGUAUCGAUACUAGAAAGUGUCGGUAUUCGGAUAGCUUAUUGUUGAAAGCGUUACUUUAAUCGUGGUUCUUUUCUUCGGAAGUCGCAUCGACGCUGAUAGCUCAUUAUAAUGAAAAAGAGUAAAACGUGAACGAGAAAAACGGCAGAAUGCUAGAUAUAGAUAUAUUUUUGAAGGAUCUCGAUUAAAGAAAAAUUUAAUAGAGAAAAUGCUCUGGUGUGCAUUUCUGAAAAUUAAUGGUCGACUAUUAACGAGCCUGCUUUCUAACGAUGCGCUAUUAAUGAGCCCGCUGCUUUCCAAUAGUUAUGCCUGCUUUUGAAAGCUCGAUACUUUUCAAGGUAUCACGAAAAUGAGCAAAACGCAAUUGUAACCCAUUAUUAAAGUAACGCUUUUAGCUGAACCUUUCGAUGUCACUUGACAGAUGUACGUGGACAUGCGUUAGUGUACUAGUAUAUGUAUAUAUGUACCUUUGACAUAUUACGUAGUACCGAAGUAUCUAACAUCUAACGCGAGUGCACAGUUCCACGUGUAAGCUCGAGCCGCGUAAAGCCGGGUCCCCGCAUGCGAUCGAUAUUAAAGCAAAUGUAAUUUUGUCACGAAUAUUAGGUCGGCAAAUGACACAUGCCGCAAUAUAUUGAAUGUAUAUUAAUAGUAGAGUGUUAUUGGUGACAAAGUUAUUAUUACAUGUAGCGAUAUUGAUUCGCGCACAGGGACCGUUUAAUCCUUUCUGAGUCGACGAUUCCGAUGGAGCUCGCACAUGAACAAAUGCUCAAACAUCUUCAAUUUCUCUUUUUAGAAUGUUCACGCAAUCAAUUGAUUCUGAAAAAAACAAACGAACAAUGUUUCUCGGCUAUUUUUGCUACAUCUCAGACAAAUCGGCAUGCGCAUAAAAUGGGAUCGUACGAGCGGAAAGGACUAAACAUUCUGCAUGUGUCGUUGACGAUUUUCCGGGACAAAAGGACGAUGCAGUCGGCGACUGCACGAGGUGGCAAAGCAGUAUUGGUCGGCCAGUCAAUGUUACCUACGAGUUGUUUAAUGAGAGGACACUAUUACAAUGUUACAAUAGACCGGCAGUCGUCGCCCUUGUUAGGAGAGUCUUUUAUUUUUUCAUACAACGCUUUGUUUUGUACAGUUUAAGAUAUAUUUCUUCGUUCGCUCGCUAAGCGCGAAGACCGCGGCGCGGCGCGUGCACGCGCGUUACGCGGCGCGUCGCCAGUCGAUAGUCGUACCACAGGACAGUUAGGGCAUAGAUGUGUAGCUAGUUUCUUAAAUCUCUUUACGAAAUUACGUCAGUACAGAUUUGAAACACUUUAAACAAUAAAUGAUCGAUCCUAUCCGAGACAAAAAAAAAUCUAGAAAAAAGAUAUAUAAUUACGUAUCUGUAUACGUGUGCGCUCAUAUACACACGCGUGUGUAUGGGGAUACACGCGGAAGAUAAUUUAAGGGAGAGGUUGAAUUAUAAACCAACGUGGAGGUGUAGCGUGUAGUGAUCAGGGAAACUGUAGGAAUUGCAUUGACUCGCCUCAAUUCUAAUUAUGACUAUUGUUACAGUAACUAUUAACUGAAUUUUGACACUCGUCGCCGCGCGGAGGGUGACUCGCGUGUCACGUUACUUGGCUGUGUGUGCUAGGCUACAUCGUAAAGAAAUCAUGUUCCAUCGAAUUUCAUCGCUCCAUCCGCAUUAAGCGCCAUUAAACUGAUGUGAAAAAAAAUAUAUAAAAAAAAAAGAGAGAAAACAGAAUAUAGAAAUGAGGGAAAACGCAAAAAAGAGGCAGAGAGCAUUAAGAACCGCGUUUUACGUCAGGGGCAAAAAAAUAUCUGCAUGUCACCCGCACUCUCCACAUCCUUUAGUGCCAUAUCGAACCCUUCCCCUCCCCCUCAGCCCCAUCCCGCUCCAUCAGACAUCACACUUGUUAACGUUUGACAGUAGAACGUGUUGUUAAAGAUAUGUAUAUCCUGCGCGACCCACGCAGAUCGUUUUCAAAUAAAAUCGGACUAUACAUUUAUUUCACAUUAAUAUGCUAAAAAAAAUAUAUAUCGUUAUGAAAUAUAUUACGAGAUCUUUAUAUACCUACUUAGUUUGCAGUAUAUAAAAAGAAAUAAAGUCUCUCUUGUGGAGCAGCCAAAAAAUACAGUGAGAACGAUUUAAGCGAGAAUGAAAGCCGAUGGCUUUGCUAUAGUAAACGCUGAUUGCUGCAAAUUAAGAGGGAUGUUGUUUAACUUACUUUGAUUUCUCAAUGUUGUCGCGUUACACGUUCGCGUUUCCUAGUUUUACACGCAUGUAUCUUGUUCCAGCUUGUCCUACGUGAUCAGUAAUAAUGAUAAUUCAAUCCAGAAAUGCAACAAUUUCUGAACUGAUAUUCGUGCACUUGGCAAUUUGGCAAUUUAAAAUCAAAAUUAAUCGACUGCUAUCGCUAAGGAAAGGAGGGAGAAAAUCGAUUUCAAACUCGAUUUUUUAUCGAAGUGGGUAAAUUUUAUAAUAUUACUGAAGAUUGCUGAAGUUGUUACGAAAAGUAUUUCCCAAGUUAUGGAUUGAGGGCCUAUACUGAUAUCGUCAGAUGACAAUUUAAAGAAAAUACAACUGUAUACAAAAGCCAGCUGUUCGCAAUAUAUGUCAGAGUUAAUUAUUGCUUCAGAAAGAAUGUUGCAUUUGUCUCUAAGAGUUUUGCUUCUCUACUUGUUAGUUUACUGCCACUUUUUUGCAAUUGUUCGCUAUAAUCAAAUAUCUAAGAUAAUAGAGCGGAAAUUUACCGAUAGCCAAGGAAAUCAAUGUAAAACGUAAUAUAUAUUAAGACAUGUUACACUAAGAUAUCGCUAUAGAAAACGUCACAAAAAAAAAAUAAGAAAAGAGGAAUUUAUUUAUUGCAUCGUAUCGCAAUAUGUAUUGCAAUAUGUAUAUAUCGCAAUAUGUAUUGAUUGACAAUAGCAAGAGAGACGAAAUUAUUGCAUAUAUGAAAAUAUAAAGAUUAUCGAAGAUAUACAGCACUACUCAGAGAUCACUCGAUUGAUAUUUCCCAUAUCAUGAUCUUCGUUUUUCCUAGUUCAGCGUCAUUGUCAUAAGUAGCGCGCGAAACCCAUCUCGUUCGAGAGGAAAAAAAAAAAAAGAAUAUAAUAGAAUAAAAAUAUGAAAAUUAUGUGUCGGAAUGUAACGAGGCGGCGUUACACGUCCGCGACAAUUAGAACGCUAUUCGUUACAAAGUAAUUAAGAGGGUUGUACAAAAAUUGUAUGUAAUGUUAUUUUAUCGGAAGUGAGAAUAUUAAUAGAGUUAGGCUGUUAAUAUGGUAUAUUAUUUUGGGUAAGCGUAAUGUAAAAAGAAGAAAAAAAAAAGAAGAAACACUCGGACGUGUGAGAUCGUUGUUGUUAAGGUAGAAGUAGCACAUAGCAGCUCGGGGAUUAAAAAGGAGAAUAAAGAAAAAAAACCAAUUAAAUAAAAUAAGGUAGCGAGAAAGGGAGGGAGAGAGAGAAAGGGAUAGAAGGGAGGAGGAAAACUAUUGAGUACCUUGUUGAGUAUAAGUAGUCGUAUCGCUAUAAGUCGCCAGUGCACGUGAGUGCGCGUGUGCUCUCAUCCCGCAUAUUCAUGACUUGUUUCACACAUGAUGUCAGACACAGAGACACACAUACACAUUUACACAAAUACAGAUCACAUAAUGUCAAAAUUGCAUGCCUAUACGCGAAAAGAAGAUCCUGCAGACAGACAGAGAGAGAAAGAGAGAGAGAGAGAGAGAGAGAACGCGCGUUUGCGCUUCACUUACGCGAUGAUGAGUUCUUUCGAGUGUCACAAUUACGGCGUACUCGGCGAAUUAUUAGAUUGAGAGAGAAUAGUGUUAUCUUCCAUAAUAUAAUAUAUAUACAUAUAUAUAUAUAUAUAUAUAUAAUAAAAGAUAUGAGAGCGAGAAAGAAAGAGAGAGCAGCUGGCUGCGAAGGUACCAUAGAGAGAUUUAUUUGUCUCGCACCGAUGAUGAAAAAAAAAUCACGAUCAAGUAUUGUACCUUACAUUCCUUCGGCUAUAAAGUAAUUUAAGGCACACGCAACACACCAUACAUACAUACAUACAUGCAUAUACACACAUAUACGCGGCAGUGCGUUUUUCUCAUCAUGCGUUUUACCGAGUUGAAAAGCGACUCACGACGCUACACACGAUUAGACGGAUAUAUAAAAAAAAAAAGGAAAGAAAAAUCCAUCGUUAUCGGUAUACAUUUUACGCUACAAUUGUGUACACGUCACACACGAAGGCGGUUCGGUUUUUCCUCUGUCGACACGACACGAGAACGACGGUGCAUUACGAGCAAUGGGCAAAAUUGCGUAUUUUUUAAUAUAUUCCGAGGUGUCUCCGCGCGCCUCCGCGCGAGAGACGCGGAGAGAGAAGAAAACAAAAAGAAAAAUAUAAAAGGUGAAAAGGGUAUUGCGAUUCAACUCCUUACUAGGCGGAAAGAGCUAAGAUUAUCGAUAUUUACGCUAAGUUAGUAGUAAAAGUAGUCGUAACUCUUCGGAAGGUUCGAACAUACAUUUUAGGCGAGUAAGGAUUCGUGAAAGCGUGACGAAAGAUUGUAAUCGGCUGCCGUUCGAAAUGAUAAUAUCGGAGCGAAGCGAGAGAACAUCCACGGUAUCGUUGAUCUUCAUUCUGGCGAGCUGUUUCGCAAAAUUAGGAGAAGCCGAUGACGGACAAGGUGUACGUUGAGACAUUUGGUGCGCUUUUCUGUUCAUUAUUAUAUAAUUUAAAUAAUAAUUCAAUAAUUCUCUAACGGCGUAUCGUAUAUCUUAAUGCUUAAAAACGUUAAAAAUGUGUUCAAUUUUUCAAAUAAGAAAAAUGUAAUGUUAAAAAAUCGCAAGUAUUGGCAUUGUAUGACAAUCUAACAUACAGAGGCGAUUUCACUGAAUCACCUUCGGGAAACGAAUGUCCUUCGCCGUCACGAAUUUCUCUCCUUUCUAUUCACGGUGAACAACACCGUAAAGUUUAUCGUAGAGGUGUCAAUUAUUAUUAACAUAAUCUUGACAACGAUUUCUUGGCACAAAAUUACAUCACACAGUCUUUGUCAAAAAGUUAUUCUACGUGAAAAAAAAAAAAAAAACUAUUGUGUAACGCUCAAGAGUUCGCAUUGAGUUGUGCAAGUUUCCAAAAUUGCGAAAUAGUGCUGUUUCUCGGUUGAAUAUCAAUGAUAAUGAUUUACGAUACCACGGAUGAGCACGUAAAAUAUCCUGAAAAGGAUAUUUACCGCUCACAGCAAAGAAACCAUGUGAUACGAGCAUGGUAAAAGAAAGCAAAAACGAGACGCAAUUUCUGUCAGUAAGUGGAUAAGUGCGCGACGUUCAAAGUACGCAUAUUCGUACGGCUCGUAAGGCUUACAGAAAAAUUCUCUAUUUAUUGAUCAACACGGAGCGAUGAUAAACGCGUUUUACUUUUGCACUUUCGCGCUCGUCGAUGAAGUUUAUUAAUGAUUACCCCCGACGUGACCACUUUGGGCACCACUAUUGUUAUCGAUGAAGUAUAAUUUAGUUCACAGCAUUUUUUCCGAAGGGCUAAUCUUAAUAUUAUUACUUUACACUCUAACCACAUUUAUUUGCAUCCAUAAAUUGUUAUUCUUUCAUCAUUCAAUUUAUUCCAUUCAAUGUUAAAUAAUUAUAUAAAAGUUAAAAAAAAAAACAAACAAACAAACAUAAUAUAUUAACUAUUUUCACUCAUUGAGAAGCAUCGUUACCUGUAUGACAAGUGACCAUAAUAAGAGCAUAAUAAACAAUCGCUCAUUAAAUGCA
Linepithema humile (Argentine ant) is the source of this 9103-nucleotide messenger RNA. RefSeq names its product RNA-binding protein Nova-1-like protein passilla (gene pasilla). Lineage: Eukaryota; Metazoa; Arthropoda; Insecta; Hymenoptera; Formicidae. The record is from RefSeq and is a predicted model, not a curated record. Gene Ontology annotation, biological process: mRNA splicing, via spliceosome; regulation of alternative mRNA splicing, via spliceosome. Gene Ontology annotation, cellular component: nucleus; cytoplasm. Gene Ontology annotation, molecular function: mRNA binding.